CAGACGGAACAGGAGCAGCGGUAGUUCCGAAUUGCGGAUGGUACCUUGGAGUGAUGAGCACAGCAGACACCAUGUUUGCUCCCUACUCUAUCAAACUGUUGCUGCUUUACACCAUGCUCUGCAUCCUAACUGUUCAUUGCUUUGGUGGUGAAAAGGAGUCCUUUAACCUCAGCAGCACCAAUGAGAGCGUGGCCAACGGCAGACAUACCCGGUCCGUGAGCAACCUGCCGCAGCCCCGCGACUGCGCAUUCUCUGCAUGGUCCUCGUGGAGCCAGUGUGACCCCUGCCAAAAGAAAAGAUACAGAUUCGCCCGCCUGGAACAACCUUCUCAGUUCAAUGGAGAUCCCUGUGAUUACACUGAUAAAGAAACUGAAGACUGUGUUACAAAUAAUCCUUGCAGGAAUAAAGUCAGAUGUGAUGGUUUUGUGUGUGCAGUUACAGGGAGAUGCAUUCCACAGAGGCUGCUUUGCAAUGGGGAUGAUGACUGUGGGGACCAGUCAGAUGAAAAGAACUGCAAAAAAGUCUUUAAGAAAUGUGACCGGAAGAUGGAGGAAUACUGGGGAAUAGAAAAUCUGGCAAAAGGGUUAAAUAUCUUCACAAACAACUUGGAAGGAUUAGUUCUUGAUCACAGGUACUAUGCCGGGGGAUGUUCUCCCCAUUAUAUCAUGGACACAAGAUUCAGAAAGCCAUACAAUGUAGAAAGCUACACACCAGAGACCAAAGGCAAAUAUGAAUUUACAAUGACUGAAUACGACUCCUACUCAAAUUAUGAAAGCAGUGUCCUGAAGGGAAAAGCUUCGCAGUCUGGCUUCAGCUUUGGUAUAAAAAUACCAGGAGUGUUUGAACUUGGUUACAAUUCAAAUGACAACAGGUUCAAGAAGUUCAUUCAGAGGAUGAAAAGGUUUUCUUCAACUUCCAGCAAAUUCAUUCAUGCCCGUUCUGAGCUGACUGUUGCUGUUUAUAAGCUGAAGCCCCGAGCCCUGAUGCUGCAUUACGAGUUCCUGCAGAAACUCCAUCAGCUCCCAUCAGAGUACAGCUAUGGGGAGUACCGAGAGCUCUACAGAGACUAUGGCACCCACUACAUCACGGAGGCUACUGUUGGUGGCAUCUACGAAUAUACUUUAGUCAUGAACAGCAGUGAGCUCCAAAAGGCAGGUUUUUCUCUGAGUGAUGUCCAGAAAUGUGCACAGCGUGGCUUUAACAUUGGUGCAAAUAUUUACAAUGUCUAUCUGAGUCUUGGAAUAACUGAUGCUGGCUGUAAAUCCAUUCUAAAAGAGAUUGGAGACAGCACCUCCAAAAAACAGUAUGUGGAAGACUUCAUUGUCCUCGUUCGUGGUGGAGCAAGUGAACAUAUUACCGCAUUGGCUUACAAAGACCUGCCAACAGCUGCACUCAUGCAGGAGUGGGGAGAUGCUGUACAGUACAACCCUGAAAUCAUAAAGCUGAAGGCAGAGCCGCUGUAUCAGCUGGUGACUCCAACUGACUUGGCCAAUGCAAUCACAGUAAAAGAAAACCUGCGACGGGCUCUUGAUGAGUUUCAGAUGGAGACAAGUUCUUGUCGCUGUACUCCCUGCCACAGCAAUGGCAUCCCCUUUCUGCAAGGAACCAAGUGUGAAUGCUUGUGUCCCCUUGGCUACAGUGGCACUGCCUGUGAGAUCAACGAGAGGAAAGAUGCUGCCAUUAGUGGAAACUGGGGUUGCUGGGCCAGCUGGUCUCCAUGUUCAGGAGGUCAGCGAACAAGGAGACGACAGUGCGACAACCCUGCCCCACAGAAUGGUGGUUCACCGUGCUCAGGGCCAGAUGCUGAGACAGUUACUUGCUAGAGGGAAUCAUUAGGAACUUACACAGAAUUGACGAGCAGUUCGCAAACAGAGUGGAAAGAUGUCACCUGACUGGAUCAACUAAGUUGUCCUAAAUCUGUUUAUGAGUCUCACCUGAGCGCAUUGAAGUUGGAAACGUUUCAGAAGAUGUUGGGAACUGGAUGUGUGUUAUAAAUCACAACUUCAGACAUGCUUUGCAGUUGUCCCGUGGGAUUGAAUGUGCUUAUUCUUCUUAAUAGUUUUACUUUUCUCUGUUUUUAAUUGCAAUGGGCUAACUGAGACAAGCUUUAUCUCCUGCCUUCUUUGGUAGCUGCAUGAUUUUAAAUUUUACUGUGUUGUUUGUGAAGGUUCCUUUGAGAUAAGAAAAGACUGUUUGAUCUUACGUGCACCAGAAUGUGCACUAAUAUGCAGUUUCUGUGAAGACAGCUGUGUGAUGUGGAGCAAAAUACAGCGUAUUAAAGUCUAAAUCUCAACCAGCA
Molecule: messenger RNA, 2299 nt
Organism: Strigops habroptila (Kakapo)
Lineage: Eukaryota; Metazoa; Chordata; Aves; Psittaciformes; Psittacidae
Gene: C8B
Product: complement C8 beta chain
Exons: 12
Coding region: 54-1823 (589 amino acids)
Biological process (GO): immune response
Cellular component (GO): membrane attack complex
Molecular function (GO): protein binding
Source: RefSeq, a predicted model, not a curated record